Messenger RNA from Panicum virgatum (switchgrass), 1979 nucleotides. RefSeq lists its product as uncharacterized. The coding region runs from base 1086 to 1979 and encodes 297 amino acids. The record is from RefSeq and is a predicted model, not a curated record. NCBI's taxonomy places the organism in Eukaryota, Viridiplantae, Streptophyta, Magnoliopsida, Poales, Poaceae. The transcript has 10 exons.
ACCCCUGCACCAACAAGCCCGCCCUGUAACAGCCCAACGCCACCGGCCGCAACUCCAACUGCAUGCGCGAGUGCCUCGAGAAGAACUACAAGAAGACAUCAGGCAAGGAGACCAUCAAGCUCGCCAUCAGAACACUCCUCGAGCCAGCCCGACAUCAGGCGCGUCGUCUCGGAGGACGUCCUCGCCGCCGCGACCUCCGCCUCGAUCGGCAAUCACGCCAAGCAAUUACGCAACUGCCUCACGCCGGCAGUGCGCCCGGCGGCAGGAUCACCAUCGCCGCCGUUGUUUAAAAGGUCACAGUUCCGGGGUUGGCGAUCACGUCAGGCAAUUGGGCCACAGGCCACAGCCUCACGCCAGCAGUGCGCCCGGCGGCAGGGUCACCUUCGCCACCAUUUAAAAAGGUAAUGCAUUCUUUGAUCAUCAAAAUACUGCUUUUGUGAUCCCUACAAGCAAAUUACCCACUGGCAGCAGUGCGCCCGGCGGCAGGAUCACCUUCACCGCCAUCUUUUUUGUUGUGACAUAUUUCGGUUGAAGCAAAUGGAUGGCCGUCGACCAUUUGGAGAUACAAAUACAUUGAAUCGUCGUAAGCGACAUUCAUAUGAUCUACAUGAUAACCAAGCUGUGCAAAAUGUUGAUUGCACCGAGCAAAGGGAAGUUAAGAGGCAAAGGGCUAGGGAGAAAUAUGCAAGCAUGCCAGCUGAUAAAAAAGCCGAGUUGAAUGCUAAGAGGCGAGAAAGUUAUUAUCAGAAAAAGGCCGAAAGAGAAGCUGCUCGGAAUAAUACAAAGAAUCUCGGUAUAAUUUUUACAACCCGACACAUUAGUAUGUGAGUCUGCUACUCAAAAUGUAUUGACCAUAUGUAGGUGUUGCUCCUUUGAUUAAUGAAACAAAUACAUUCAAUGGCGUUGUUGAGCAACCGACUUCUGAGUUAGACGGGACAACCACAAUAGGUGUUACCUAUGUGAUUAAUAAAACAAAUACGUCCAAUGGCGUUGUUGAGCAUCUAACUUCUGAGUUAAACGAGAGAACUACAGAUGAUUCUGAUGAUUCAUGGUUGCAUCACAAUGAUACUUUCCAAACAAUUCCAAUGGAAGUUCUUCCGGAAUUGUCUCUGGUCGAGCGGCGGAGGGCGAAAGACAGAGAAAGGUGGAGCAAAAGGUACCUUAAUAUGACGGAUGAUCAGAAGGCUAAGAAAAAUGCCAACAAACGAUCAACUAGGACUAUCAGUUAUUCUGAUAUUAUGGCCAAUGUUGCAGCCAACGAAGAAAGAAUAGAGGGUACCUCUGUCACGCCAUAUGGUACCGGCACAUCAGUAGUUGAGGAUGAGAUUACUCCAGAGGAGCUGAAAAGGGAUUAUGAUAGGAGAAGGUAUCUUGAAAUGACAGAUUUAGCAAAGCAUGAGAAGAUAUUAAAAGCUAAUGAAUGCCAAAAGCAAAAAAACAUACCCAAUCAAGGUGAACAUAUUGAUACACCUGUUGCUGGGACCUUACAAUCUGCAUUGACGCAACAACAGUCUGGUCGAAUAACUAGGGCGCGCACUAGAAAUAUUGAUCGAGAAGAUCAGUUUGACUUUGGUUUAUGGGAACCAGAUGACCCGAUGCAUGGAGUUGAAGAACAUGAUUUAGAUGUGCAGAACCCAGUGGAUUAUGGACCUGCUAAUAUAGAGGACGAUGAGGCACGCGUAUUCCAUCACCAUGAUUUCGAGUACGAGUAUGUUGUGGAUGCUGAUAUUGGAUAUAGAUGUUCGGAUUCAUAUGAUGCAGUGUACAAGAAUCUUCCUAAGAAACACCAUGUUCUGAAAAAAGCAAAAAACUAUCAAUUCUGCCAUGCAAAGAGGUUCCCAGAGUACAACAUUGAACUUAAUAAAAGCAUAUCUGUUGAUCAGAGGAGAUAUAACGCCUCUGGGAUGGAUCAGGUCGCUGCUAUAUGGACGGACGGUAAUGACCCUCAACAGAGGUUUUCUCGAAGCAUAAUAAUAUAG